This is a messenger RNA of Epinephelus lanceolatus (giant grouper), 2408 nucleotides long. It is a transcript of the gene slc25a24l, whose product is annotated as solute carrier family 25 member 24, like. Gene Ontology annotation, biological process: transmembrane transport. The record is from RefSeq and is a predicted model, not a curated record. Gene Ontology annotation, molecular function: calcium ion binding. NCBI's taxonomy places the organism in Eukaryota, Metazoa, Chordata, Actinopteri, Perciformes, Serranidae.
AAAAUCGCAGACACAGCACGGACAAUACGUGAAUACAGUGGGGCGAAACUUCAAGCAGACAAAGCUCGUUCCAAUAGCAUGAAUCUGGGGUUGGCUUUCACUCUCACUAUCGCUGGCAAGCACUGAAGAAGAGGAAGAAGAUGCAGAGCGACAUGAGUGUUUUCUGUUUGACAGAUCCUGGGCCCGUGUUGGAUUAAAUGUUUAGUUACAUCUGUUUGUUUAUUUGUGAAUAUUUGGACUGUCAUUGUAAAUGAAUGGAAAAUGGAAUAGGCAAUUGUGCACAGCAAACCAUUCACCAAUAAAGGCAGAAUAUAGAUAUUAUGCUGUUGAUCUUGCUUCUUUUUAAAUGUACACUGUUUUUAAGUUAUAAUUAUAAUCCCCUGUCUGUCUCUGAGCUGCCCCACAUGUAGAGGAGGGGGCACAGUGAUGUCUAAAGAAGAUGGUGAUGAUGUUGAGCUGUGCUCUCUUGCAGCCGCAGCGCCACCUGCUGCACCACAGAGGAACUGAGCUUUUCUCUUUGAGCUGCUUACAGAAAGCGCCCAUGCAGCACUGGCACUGAGCCCUGCCAAUGAGUCAGCGUCACAGCAGAGCUGCAGGUCAAUCGUUUCUGAUGAUGAUUAUCAAUGCAUUUACAUCUCACUGAAUGAUACAGGCUGCAUGCUUUUCAGCAUCUUAAUUUCUAGUCUGGAGCUAAUUUGUUGCUAAAGAAACCAUGGAUCAGUUUCGGGGUUUAUUUGCUAAACUGGAUCAAAAUAAGGAUGGGUUCAUAUCAGUGUCGGAACUUCACAACGAAAUGAAGAAAUAUGGGAUCCUCUCAGCGGAUGGAAAGGUCCAGAAUAUCAUUGACUCUUAUGACAAAGACAAAGAUGGCCUGUUGGAUUAUAAAGAAUUCCUCAGCUACAUGAUGGACAGAGAAAAGAAAUGGAAAAUUUACUUUCAUGACCUUGACAAGAACAAGUGUGGAGUGAUUGACCAGGACGACAUCAUAUGUUUGUUUAAGGAGCUAGGAGUGGUCAUAUCAAAGCCGAAUGCAAAAAAAAUAAUUCAAAUGAUGGAUAAGGACAGUUCCAUGACAGUAGACUGGGGUGAAUUCCUGCACCAUGUCAUCCUCAACCCUGUGGACAACAUCGGAGAGCUGGUGUCGUCAUGGAAACACAAUCUGGUUUUCGAUGUGGGUGAGAGCCGAGCAAUGCCCAUUGAGUUCCCCGAGGAGGCGUCAGAUUUUGGUGCGUGGAGGACGUUUGUUCUGGCUGCAGGACUGGCAGAUGCUGUAUCCCGAACUGUGACAGCCCCAAUCGACCGCCUUAAGACCCAGCUCCAGGUUCAUGGAUCCAAGGCCUUCUCCCAAGGCUUACAGGAGAUGAGAGCAGGUGGUCUGCGGUCAAUGUGGCAAGGCAACGCUGUCAACGUGCUGAAGGGAACACCGCAGUCAACGCUACAGUGUCUUAUCUACGCCCAGAUGAAGGUGUACACCCAAAACAGAACCCAGGAGACUCUGACGGUGCAGCAGCGUUUCGGCCUGGGUUGUGUGUCUGGUGCUGUCGCUCAUGCUGCCUUCUACCCUUUAGAGGUGCUGAAGGUGAGGCUGAAUCUGCAACAAGCUGGCACCUACCAAGGUGUUGUGACAUGCGCCCGAUCUAUUUAUACAUACGAGUCUUUAUCCUCCUUUUACAGAGGAUUCAAGCCGAGCAUCCUCUGUAUGAUUCCCUACGCAGGUGUGGAGUGUGCAGUUCAUCAGUCAAUCAUGAACUGGGCGAAGAGUGAUCCAGCCUACAACAGUGACUCCAAACUGUUUUUCUUCAGUUUUGUGGCCUUUGCUUCUGGACAAAUGACCAGUUACCCACUGGCAGUGAUCCGCACUCAGCAGCAAGCACAAGCUUUCAGUUCAGAUUCACGUUCAGCUUCAGGUGUGUUAGAAGGACUCAGAGGGAUAUAUGAAAAACGCGGGAUUAGAGGAUAUUAUAAUGGAAUGGGAGCCAGUUUCGUCAGGGCUAUUCCAUGUGCUCUGAUAAACUACACUUUAACUAGGAAAUUUGAAAAUCUGGUUUCCUGAGCCAAGUCUUGAGAUGUAUCAGAGAAGAGGUUGCUUUCUUGGGAACUCAAAGAAAAGAAAAACUGUGAAUUAAUGUUGACUGAGUGUCUGGAAAAAGCACUGGAAUUCUGGAAAAACUGGGAAAAUGUCUGAUGACAUGCAUUAUCGUGUGAUUUAACCUAUAAUACCUCUAGCUUUUUUAAAAGCUUGAGUUAAGUGAACAGUUUACAACUGACCAAAAAUAUGAGACAUGCUGAAGUUUUUAAUUCCAUGCACCUCACUGAUGCAUGAUUUACUGUAAAUUCACAAUGUGACAAAUAUAUUAAUUGCCCACUUGAUACUGGGCUGUGUAAAUGAGGAUGUGUUGAAGUGUGAG